UUUAAUCUGGGUGUUGUUAUUUAUAUAUACCCUCUUAUUUAUGUUGGCCAGUGACAAACGACGGAAAAUCUCUUCAAACAAAUCGAGUUCCUUCACAAUCCUGAACUCUGAUUGGUCAAAACUAAUCAACGUCAYACUAAUUUAUGUUAAUUAUUUCUGGGCUGGUAAUAUCUUGGCUUUCCUUACCUUCACAUUAACAUCUGUUGUGAUUUUCGGUUGAUUUUUUCGCAUCAAAAAGCUUAUAUUCCAUGGUUAUCGUAAACCUCGAUAGCUGCUUGGCCAAGGACGCUAUUGCACAUAUCUAAAGCAAGGUUUCCGGAAUUUUUAGCACACUUCGCAUACGUAAUGAGCAGAUAAUUCAUGAGAAUCAAUAUGGCCGACUGGGAGGAAUAUUUCUCGAAACAAACAGCUCCAGCCAACUUAAAAGAAACGAAAACUGUCGUUGCUGAAUUCGCUGCAACCCACAGAAAUGCUGGCAGGAAUGUAGUGCUAAUGACGUCUGGUGGCACUGCUGUACCAUUGGAGAGUAAUACUGUAAGGUUUAUUGACAAUUUCAGCAGUGGAACAAGAGGAGCAGCAUCRGCUGAACAGUUUCUCCAGCAAGGAUAUGCAGUUAUAUUUCUAUUCAGACAGCAUUCUUUGCAGCCAUUCUCUCGUCACAUUUCUCCUGAUAGCUUUUUGGAUAUACUGGAGUUUAAAGGAGAUAGUGAAGGAUCUCUUCAUAUUGAAGUUGAUGAGUCAAGAGCACCCAAUUUGCGAGAGGUAUUGAAAAAGUAUCACGAGGUGCAAGUCCUAGGAACACUUCUUCUAGUGGAGUUCAACACCUUGUCAGACUAUCUUUUUCUUCUUCGUACCAUGGCAGAAGCGUUAGGCAACUUGGGCCCACAAGUCAUGUUUUAUCUUGCUGCUGCUGUUGCUGAUUUUUAUAUUCCUGAAGAAAGCAUGGCUGAGCACAAGAUCCACUCAGAAAGUGGUCCUCUYAAACUUGUCAUGCAGCAAGUACCGAAAAUGCUGUCUCCUUUAGUCAAGGAAUGGGCUGAAAAUGCUUUUGUUGUGUCAUUCAAGCUUGAAACUGAUGUCAACAUUAUAUCAAAAAAGGCACGCGAGGCACUUAAUAAAUACAAUCAYCAAGUUGUUGUGUCCAAUAUACUCCAAACAAGAAAGAAGACGGUGGUCAUUGUAACACCAGCCCAUGAAAUGGCAGUUUGGAUGUCGGACGAGGAACUUGAACAAGGAAAAGAAAUCGAAGCUAAAAUUGUCACAGAACUAAUUAAGAUGCACCAGAGAUUCAUAAGCGGGUCGGCGUUGCAAGGUACACAGUUUAUAACCAGUCAGUUGGCUGAGAACCUUCCUCUACCACAGAUUGCUUCAUUUCAAUACGGAAUGCAACCCGCUCAGCCACCAUUGACGCCUCAAGAUACUUGCUCGCCAAGUUACAGUAACUACGCACCUUCUACGCCUCCUACAAGUGUGAAUCACAUCAGGUUAAGAAAAAACGACGACACGAACACUUCACCAUCGUCGUCCCCGUUGCCUGACGGGGUCAUUCCUCSCACUCCGCCAACGCCCAACUCUGGUAAAAUUGGAAGGUUUGGUAUUCUUUCUGACCUGUCUUUAACGCCAGACAUGAAAGAAUUUAUCGAAUCUUUYCGCACCAGGAGAAUUGCUCUUGGAUAUACCCAGGAAGACGUGGGGUUCGAGCUAUCACGAACCAAUGGUCCUUCGUACAGCCAAUCUUUCAUUUCAAGAUUCGAAUCGAAAAAUCUGGGUCUGAAAGCGGCCGAGAAAAUGAAACCCGUCAUGCAAGCAUGGCUGGAACAAAAAGAACUKGAAAACUCCAAGGGUUUACGAGUGUGCAAGAAGCGAAAACGUCGAACGUCAUUUUCGAACGAAGUUCUACGUGUUCUGAUUUCUCACUUCGAACGAAAUCCAAAGCCAAGUUCAGCCGAUAUUGUUGAGAUCGCCAAGGAAGUGGAUCUUGAGCCAGUUACGAUACGAGUUUGGUUUUGCAAUCGCAAGCAAAUGCUUAAAAGAAUGGCGACUGGGAAGAUCCGGGUGAACAAUUCGUUAAAAGCCGAAUUAGAAGCUAAAUUGAAGGCGCCAGGGCAAGGCAAAGAUGUGAAGUUUGACUUUACUCACAUGCCUGUUGGGCAAUUCUCUUUUACAGAGGAUAGAGUGAAACCACUCGUCUGUGUGGCGUCCGAGGGAAGCCCGGUCAAGAACACGCCGCGCACCGCUUCGGUCACCUAUGCCCAGGUUCACGAUGAUACAAUAGUUCAUGCCACCACGCUUACAACUGCACCGGUCGGGUUCACCGUAACCGAGCAAAGUCAUAUCAAUCAGCUAUCAUUUGUUAAUAGUGUUAAACCAACCAAAACUUCUGGAGAAAAUUCUACUGGAGGUCACGUUACGUUCACCGGGAAUUCUCCUGGAACGCACGUUGAACACGCUCCGGUUGCGAGUUUAAACUUUGACUCUCCGGCAGUGCAGAAAGUACAACAUUUGCAAUAUACGCGAGGUGUKAACGAUGACGGCACGCUACACGAGUACCAGACUAAUGUAGUUAUGUCCGAACACUCUUGAGUGUGUAUUAUACUGUGAUAUACUAAAGGCUUCAACCKCUACGUAGAUAUGGAAAUUCUGCCCACAGCACCAUUCUUUGAAAACUGAGAACUCUUUUAGAAGUGAGAGACAUUGUCUGUCAGUGCAGGAAGUGUGCCAACGAYACCAUUGAGGAAAAUGGUAAAUCAAUCAACAUUUCAAAAUCAAACUGCAUGGGCAUCGCAGUUGCAGCAGUAUUUGUUGACACUAAAGGAAUGUCUUCGUUGCUCAGUGAUAUGAAGUUAUAGCUGACUAUCACAAYAUAUGGCAUUCAAUGGUGUACGGUAAUUAUACUCAGCGAUAACUGUCGCUGAUGUGURUAUUCAUAUAAAUUAAGGAAUUUAGGCUAAAAAGGACUCGCUUCACGUUAUUAUAGACAUGUUGGAGCAAUAUAUGGAGCAAUAUAUAUAUGAAAAGGAACCAACUUCUGUAGGGGAUUYAAACAAAAUGUCCAACAUGGUUGCCCCAACGUGAUGGUGGUACCACCAUUAGUGUUGAUAAAUUACAUGUAUUUCAUCACACACUAAAAAAUAUUAAAUAAUAUUAAACUAAUUAGUACCAUGGCAUAGAGUGAAGGCACUAAACCAGACAAAAAUAUAAUACAGCGAAGAUAGUAAACCCUUGAAACAACGCCUAAUAACAGGCAAGAUGUAAGUCAUAUUGACCGUUUUGCAUUGACAAGUGGCUGUCAUAGCUUAGCCUGCGUUCAGAAAGUACUUUUCCUGCGUUUUUGAGACGUUUUUUUUUUUGAAAUAUUUCAAGAAAGGACAUAAGAAGAUCGAAGACGCGUAAUAUUGUUGUUGAGAGGUGAUUGCUUCGAUGUAUUUAUUAUCACUUGAUCAAAUAAAAUAGGCACUUAUGAAACAAGRUUCCACGAAUCGGCCAAAACGUUUCUCACUUUUACUCUGCAYCAGAAACUAGAUUAACACUCGGUUKUUCAAUUAAUACAACUAGAAGGGAAAUGCAAUAAAGACCAAAAUAAUACUGUUUCAAACACAAGCACGGCACUUUAAGAUUUUUCGACUGCCUGACGUUUAGUUYCAGAACUAAAACUCGGUUAAUAACUAAGUUUGUGCACAACUCUUCCUUCUAUAGAAAACAAAGAAUACUUUCCAACACUGGUUUACUGUCUUCAAUCUAUCAUAAUAAACCGAAAGGUUCAUGUAAUGCAAAUUCACAAAGCUAUAUAGCAUUUUAUACAAAGUUGUCAGAGCAAUAGGACACUAAGGARAUGWUAMCCACAAUACUGUUCGGUCGUGCGUUCAGGUUUGAUUUUGUGGUUGGAAUCAAAGGAAAUAUAGAUUUGAUCGGAAUAUCCAGAUAUUAUCGGAAUAUAGAUAUCGGAAUACAGUUGGACUGUCGAAGCGCUGUAGACAUGCCACGUUUGAGAGGUUGCGUGUUCGAUUUCGGAUAGGCGUGGACAUCACGUGUCCUACAGCUCUGCUGAACACAUGUAAGAUAUAAGAAUUAUAAUCAAUUUUUAAGUACGCAUAUUUUAGCCUGUAUGGCUGGCUUACGGGAAUAAUAAAUAUAUUUAUCAGUGUGUUAAAAUAUCGUAUAUCAUUUGACGACGUAGAAAACAAAAGGUGGUGGCGAAGAUUGYUGUUUGACCUCGUGUUCUCGUUGAUUCAGCCAUAUGCCGACUCUCUAAGUGCUUGAUUAAUUUACUUUAUGCCACUAAUGGAAAUCAUUUGUCUGAAUAAGAAUGUAAAUUAUAGAUAUUAUGGUCUUGGUAGACACGUGAUGCGCUCGUGUCUUUUCAUGGAUCAUGGUCAACCGGCAUGCCUUUCGGGCUUCUGUAAUACAUCGUAAUAUUUUAAGUAAAGAGUUUUUAUUGUCCCGUCGAUGCUCAUAAUGAAUGGAGAUAUUGUAAGAUUCGAUGUUGAAAGCAACGGUUGGAAACGGAUUGUUUAUKUUACCUCAGCGACCGCGUCGAAUGCUUGUUGGCCUUGACUUUUAAAUUCGACACAUGGGAUUCGGCGUAUGCGGCGGAAACGGUUUUGAUUUAUAGUGACACAUCAAUAACAUAGAAAUACCACAAGAUGUGAUCAGCUCUUACAUGUACUUACUUACACUGUUUGGGCUUCCUUUUAAACUGUGCUAGUUUUAAGCAUUUUCCUAAAGGGGUCCCUAAAAACGUUGAAAUCAACUUGGACACCUUUUGCCAUAGAGCUAGCACUACAAUGAAAUUACUGUUAGCAGAAAAGGUACUGUUUCCGCAAGGGUUUACCACCAUUCUUUUAGCGGAGAGUUGGUUGAACAAUGAAUGAAUGUUGGUACGAAUGAAGGAAGCGUCGCUUGUUUGGUACACUCUCCCGCUUUGAUUACCGCAUACUAUCAUAAAUUGGGCCACUUGUGUAAUGUAAUAUUGAUUUUUAGUAAUACGUAGUUGGUAGGUUUAUUUUAGUUAUUAGUAACUGGGGUGUGUCGCGGGUAUUUUUUAAUAUGAAAUAAAAUAAAUUCAAUUUGCCAAUC
This is a messenger RNA of Exaiptasia diaphana, 5076 nucleotides long. RefSeq lists its product as uncharacterized. Gene Ontology annotation, molecular function: RNA polymerase II cis-regulatory region sequence-specific DNA binding; DNA-binding transcription factor activity, RNA polymerase II-specific. NCBI's taxonomy places the organism in Eukaryota, Metazoa, Cnidaria, Anthozoa, Actiniaria, Aiptasiidae. The record is from RefSeq and is a predicted model, not a curated record. Gene Ontology annotation, biological process: regulation of transcription by RNA polymerase II. Bases 361 to 2583 code for a protein of 740 amino acids. The transcript is spliced from 10 exons.